AUGACUUUGACAAUCAAAUUGAAAUUCCCUUUUACCUACUGGUUUAUAAGCAUCUUAUCAAUAAAAAUCAUACAUUGUGACAUAACUAAAAUCUAUAUUAGGCAUUAAAUAAUUAAAAAAAUCACAUGCCUAUAAAUUAUGUAAUGGCUUUUUGCACCUUUUCCAAAGCAAACAAGCCACACUAUCUGCACUUAAUUGAAACUAAAACCAUUAAUUCGAGUUUCUAACUUAACGACAAGUUAAUUUUGCACAUGAAAAGAUAUUUACACUUUUCC
Molecule: messenger RNA, 275 nt
Organism: Phyllotreta striolata
Lineage: Eukaryota; Metazoa; Arthropoda; Insecta; Coleoptera; Chrysomelidae
Source: the annotation of a GenBank genome assembly